Molecule: messenger RNA, 1917 nt
Organism: Cordyceps militaris CM01
Lineage: Eukaryota; Fungi; Ascomycota; Sordariomycetes; Hypocreales; Cordycipitaceae
Product: serine/threonine protein kinase (Nrc-2), putative
Exons: 4
Coding region: 1-1917 (638 amino acids)
Biological process (GO): protein phosphorylation
Cellular component (GO): nucleus; cytoplasm; plasma membrane
Molecular function (GO): protein serine/threonine kinase activity; ATP binding
Source: RefSeq, a predicted model, not a curated record
AUGCCUCCCAAAAAUUCCAACGGCGCCUCCGGCGCGGUGAGCCACCGAUUACGCAGCUUCUUUCGCAUCAACAGCCAGGCCGGCGACAAGGACAAGAAUGCCGCGCCCUCAGGCGCCUCCUCCGCCGGCACCACCAUCAACACGGGCGCCGCCGGCGACCACAUGGCCAGCCCCAAGCCCUCGCGCCACACAAAGUUCUUCAGUAAUACUGUCGGCCGACUUCGCGCACACACUGUCGCUAGCGAGGGUAACCAGCUCGAUGAGGCCAUGAGCCCAACAGCCCACGCCAAUCCCUACUUUGUCCACCAGGGCCAGCCCGGCCUCCGCCACCACAACGACGGCUCCGUGCCCCCCAGCCCGCCCGAUACCCCGGCCCUACAUGUCUCCGGCCUCGACGGCAACCCCGGCGAGCACACAACCACCGAGACCAAGGAGGAGCUUGCCCGCAGGCUGCGACGAGUUGCCAGCGCCCCCAAUGCCCAGGGCAUGUUUGUCAAUGAUGCCGACAAUGUCCUUGGCAUCGCAGGCAACCGCCCGGGCACCGCCGAGCUCGGCAAGGAUCCCGUCUUUCAGAGUCCCGGCUCCGGCAACGUUGGCCUCAUCAGCUCUGCGUCUGCCAUCGCCAAAGCUCAUGCCGCUGGGCUGCAGGACACUGAUACCCUCGGCGCUCUCCCCCCUCCCAAGGCUACCAAUGCCACCUUCCGCCGAACAUACAGCUCCAAUUCCAUCAAAAUCCGCAAUGUGGAGGUAAAUCCCUCUAGCUUUGACAAGAUCAAGCUUAUUGGAAAGGGAGAUGUCGGCAAGGUCUAUCUUGUCCGCGAGAAGAAGAGUAAUCGUCUAUACGCAAUGAAGGUCUUGAGCAAGAAGGAAAUGAUCAAGCGCAAUAAAAUCAAGAGGGCUCUCGCCGAGCAAGAAAUUCUGGCCACGAGUAACCACCCUUUUAUUGUCACGCUUUACCACUCGUUCCAAUCUGAGGACCAUCUCUAUCUAUGCAUGGAGUACUGCAGCGGUGGCGAAUUCUUCCGUGCCCUGCAGACGCGCCCCGGAAAGUGCAUUCCCGAAGAAGAUGCACGCUUCUACGCUGCCGAAGUCACGGCAGCUCUCGAGUAUUUGCAUCUAAUGGGCUUCAUCUACAGAGAUCUCAAGCCUGAAAAUAUUCUUCUGCAUCAAUCUGGACACAUUAUGCUUUCGGAUUUCGACUUGUCAAAACAAUCCGAUCUCGGCGGCAAACCAACCAUGAUUGUUGGCAAAAAUGGAGCGCGAACCGACGCCCUCCCCACCAUCGACACCAGAUCGUGCAUCGCCAAUUUCCGCACCAACUCCUUCGUCGGCACCGAGGAGUACAUUGCGCCAGAAGUUAUUAAGGGUAGCGGGCAUACAAGUGCCGUCGACUGGUGGACACUGGGCAUUCUCAUCUACGAAAUGCUCUACGGCACAACCCCUUUCAAGGGCAAGAACCGCAAUGCGACUUUUGCCAACAUUCUCCGCGAGGACAUACCCUUCCCCGACCACGCUGGUGCUCCGCAGAUUUCAAAUCUCUGCAAAUCUCUUAUUCGAAAGCUUCUGACCAAAGAUGAGAACCGACGACUAGGCGCCAGGGCAGGCGCUUCCGAUAUCAAAGUCCACCCCUUCUUCCGCACCACGCAAUGGGCUCUUAUUCGCCACAUGAAGCCCCCCAUUGUUCCUCAUGCUGGCCGCGGCAUCGAUACUGUCAAUUUCCGAAACGUAAAGGAGAGCGAAAGCGUCGAUAUCAGCGGCUCCAGGAUGCCAGGGGUCCCCCUGGACAGUGGACUUUCCACCCCGGGCAACGAAAUCGCGGACCCGUUCCUCGAGUUCAAUAGCGUCACUUUGCACCAUGACGGCGACGACCACGGCCAUCAUGAGCACCACACCUACCACACCGGCAUCGAAACCUAG